Ustilago hordei is the source of this 3354-nucleotide messenger RNA. RefSeq lists its product as uncharacterized. The transcript has a single exon. The record is from RefSeq and is a predicted model, not a curated record. The coding region runs from base 1 to 3354 and encodes 1117 amino acids. Gene Ontology annotation, molecular function: protein binding. NCBI's taxonomy places the organism in Eukaryota, Fungi, Basidiomycota, Ustilaginomycetes, Ustilaginales, Ustilaginaceae.
AUGUCGGAGCAGGAGCAGCGUCAAGGCAUCUUGGCGCUACCGACCGAGCUCAUCCACAACAUCCUCCUCGCGUUACCGCCGCUCUGCAUCGAGCACUUCUCGCAGACAUGCAAGCUUGCUCGUCGUCACGUCUACGGCGACAAUAGCAUAGGCGAUAUGCAUCUAUGGAAACAGCUCUACCUACAACGCUUCGAUGACUUUCCUGAUCUCUGGAAGGCAAGCAACGAUUCUUGCUUCCGCGAACAAGCGCAAGAGAUCCAGCAUGAGCACGAGCAAAACGUGCUUGCUUCGACUUCCUCCUCGACAUCAGCAUCUUCUGUUGCAUCUUCCUCCAAGCAUGCGGCCUCGUCGGUCAUGUCUCUCGUCCAGCUUAGAGAUCGCGCAGCACGCCUGUAUGCUGGAGACCCUACCAACCAUGGUCCCAUCGCUCUCAACUUCAAUGCUGUCCUGUCAGCCUUGCUAUCCGUCAUCGACACUGCCGUACCUCAUGCCUCAGAUCCGUGUCGCAAUUCGACCUGGCUCGACGACUCUGUUCUCUCGUCAGGUCAACCCACCUGGAGUGAGUGGGUCUUUCCACGCUCCGUCAUGCACAAUCUGUACGAGUUUAAGCUCGAGGCCGCUGCCGCUGCUCGCUCCAACAAACGGUCUCAAUCUCCACAGGAACGCAAGCGCCGACGCCUGACCGCAACAGAACGCCGCACCAUCGCUGGUAAGGGCAAGGGAGAUAGCCCAACUCAAUCACCAAAAGGCAGCCCAUCCCGUCGCAGGUCUUCCUCGUCCAAAUCCACCAGCGAUGACAAACCAGGCUCAAUACGUAGGCGAUCAGCACGCCUUCUCAAGUUCAUCUACCCAGAAAGCCUGCAUGGUCUUGUAGAUGAGGGUAUCGAUAUCGAUACUCUCGCACAGCCACAGAUGCGCUUAGCGGCAAGGAUACAUUGCUUGCACGGCAUGAGGGCAUGGAAAGACUCGCAAAAGCAGCGACUCACUGCCAGCCCGCAAGAGAUCGCCAAUCAGCGUCAGCAAGACGGCCUUGCCAACGAGGGCGCAGCACAGGCCGCUUCAAGUCAGAUAGAAGAGCAACCUCAGGAUGGUCAAGAGGACGCCGCACGAUCACCUACCGAAGGACGUGACGGAGAUGGACAGCAGGCCACCACUGCCGACGCGAACGCCGCGAACGCCGACUCAUCAGAAGCCACAGCUGAGGAUGACUCCAACGCCGAAGAUGAUGAUGUUGACGACACUGAAAGCUUCGACGAACCACCAGCAGCCAUUCUCCGCUUCCAGCCUAGAAUGUUUGGGCCCAGCUUUGGCUUCUGCAAUGCGCCAGACGAGGAAGAUGAGGUUCGCGCGCGUAUGAGGCAUCGUGUCUACGACUCCGGUUACUACGGCUACUCGAACGGCUUCGGGCCUCUGCACGCCUGGCGAUACGAUCCUCACGCUGAUGAGGACGAAGAUGACGAUGACGCUGAAGAAGGGCCGGAGGGUGAGGAUAUUGAUGAUGACGAUGCCACGAUGGGCGAGGCUGGAGGAUUCGGCAGUGAGGACGGUGACGACGAUGCUCUUCGAGAAGCAGCCGAGCUCAGUGAUGGCAGCGACGACAUUCCUGCUAACCCAGUUCCCAUCGAGAUCGAAGUUGGCAGAGACGAAGAUGACAGGCGUACCUUCCAGGUCGCUGAUCGAUACGGCAACCCAAUACAAACGACCGCUUCCAGUAACAACGCAGCAAUCCGAGGAUGGGACUCGUCCGACGACGAGGCGGACGAAGGACGCGAGACAGAUCGCACGCCCUUCCAGCAGCCCGACCUUGGCACUUAUGAUGCUGACACACGCACCUAUACAUACGAGGGUCAUCUGUCCAUUGGCAUCGUCACAGGUGACCGCGACAUCCAGGUCACUGUCGGCAACACCGUCGACUUUGUCGCUACGGGUGCAGUCAAUAUUCGUUUCAUCCGGCCAGGUAUGCUCGCUGAGACUAUGCGCGUCACCAGCGGUGAUGGACACGCAAUUGAAGAUGCAGACGAGGAGCCGGUCAAUGAUGAAGUUGACGAGGACGACAUGGAGGACGAUGACUACGAUGAAGAUGCAGACGACUUUGACGACUAUGGCGGCGAGGACGAGGACGACGACAACUUCGGACCAUUUUUUGACAUGUUCCGGCCUUUGUCCGGUGCUGCAGGUUACCGUGGGUGUCGUGCUGAUGAAGAGAUCAAGCACCUUGUCGAGCGACAUGAAGCAAAACGUCAGGGUGAUGAAAAGGACCAUGCCGCAGCUGGCCGACCUCGUAAGGUCAGCUUGCGACGCAAGUCGAUCCAUUGGGAGCUCAUCGAGGCCAUCAUGGUCGUCAUGUACGCCAACCUGAAGGAAGCGAUCUGGCUGGAGAAUUGGGGCGUCGGCAUUCGCAUCCCCAAGAUCUACGAUGACGCAGGCAUCAUGACGAAAGAUCCGAUGGAACGUCGCGAGUUUCUUGAUUUCCCCACUGGCUGGAUCUCGUCCAUGCCCAACUCAAUCCCGUCGAAGCUCCAUGUAGAAGACAUUUCGGACCAACGUUCAGGCGGCAAGGAGGCGACACCGAUGGACACAGCCUCUCAAGUUCAAGAAGGGGCUUCGUCAGACUCGCCAGAUGCAAAGCCACAUGACUGGGCUCGAUGCGAGAGCUUCUGGGCUGGCACAUAUGCUUUCCUCGACUAUUCACACUUCGUUGACUUCAAUGUCCGCCUGGCGAGACGAAGAAGGGAGGCAAUCACUAGAGCAGAAGCUGCAGUGAACGGUAAAGGCAAGCAGGCAGGCAACGGCAACACUCACACCCAGUCCACGCCGAAGCCAAGCCUGGUCGGACAAGAAGAAGCGGUCGGCGACUGUCUCCAGCUGCGUCUCGAACUUCUACCCAAAUCGCAGCGACCGGCAUACAAUACAGACGAGGAGGGUCAAGAGGACGACGAAGACUACCCAACACUCUUCUUCCGCGGCACCACAGUCACGUAUUGGGGCAACGAAGCACUCAUGCCACGAGGCGGUGUACACGGCAAAGUGCGCCCAGUUUACGCUAGAGAGGAAGACGUGGACGAGAUCCUCUCCAAGGGCCGACGAGGCAAGAAGAAGGUCGAAGGUCUACAUUGGUCACUUACGCAUGUAUACGAGGGAGAAGAUCGAUGGCAGCUGGAAGGCAUUCAGCCUGGUCCUCCCGGCACUAGAGCCCCGAUCUUUGGUAUCUGGACCGAUGCGCUACACGAGGAGGAAAGCCCAAAUGGGCCGUUUGUGUACUGGAUGAUGGACGAGAGGCCGUGGAAGGAGAUCGAGAGGAUCAACCGACAGGAGGCACAUGAUGCUGCUGCUGCUCGAGCUGCAAAUCAAUGA